Messenger RNA from Apis laboriosa (Himalayan honeybee), 1534 nucleotides. RefSeq names its product charged multivesicular body protein 2a (gene Vps2). Lineage: Eukaryota; Metazoa; Arthropoda; Insecta; Hymenoptera; Apidae. Gene Ontology annotation, biological process: endosome transport via multivesicular body sorting pathway; late endosome to vacuole transport; protein transport. The transcript has 5 exons. The record is from RefSeq and is a predicted model, not a curated record. The coding region runs from base 219 to 902 and encodes 227 amino acids. Gene Ontology annotation, cellular component: ESCRT III complex; multivesicular body.
CAAGUAUUCUGUAAAUCUUGUUACAGUAUUAUGAUAAGAUCGUAUCGUAUUUUCUAUUUUAACAAAAACUGAAAUGUCAAUCAAAAUCAAAAUUGUCUGAUAUAUAUAUAUAUAAUAAUAUUAAUCAUUUUGGUAUUGUGAUUCAUACAGAUAGUCUGACAGAUCGAAUUUUCAAUAUAAAACUAACCUAAAAAAAGUAAAGUUGGAAUAUUUCAAUCAUGGAGUGGUUAUUUGGAAAAAGAAUUACUCCUGAAGAAAUGCUUAGAAAAAAUCAAAGAGCAUUAAACAAAGCUAUGCGAGAUCUUGAUAGAGAAAGAAUGAGAAUGGAACAGCAAGAAAAAAAGAUCAUUGCAGAUAUAAAAAAACUUGCUAAAGAUGGUCAAAUGGAUGCAGUGAAAAUUAUGGCAAAAGAUCUUGUAAGAACUAGACGCUAUGUGAAAAAAUUCAUGCUAAUGAAAGCGAAUAUUCAAGCAGUAUCUUUGAAAAUUCAAACUUUACGUUCGCAAAAUACCAUGGCACAAGCAAUGAAAGGAGUCACAAGAGCAAUGCAAAACAUGAAUAAACAAUUAAAUCUUCCUCAAAUACAAAAAAUAUUGCACGAGUUUGAAAAACAGUCAGAGAUAAUGGAUAUGAAAGAAGAAAUUAUGAAUGAUGCAAUUGAUGAUGCAAUGGAAGAUGAAGGUGAUGAAGAAGAAAGUGAUGCUAUUGUGUCACAAGUUUUGGACGAAUUAGGUCUUCAAUUAACAGAUCAAUUAUCUGGUUUACCACAAGCUUCUGGUUCACUAAGUGUAGCAAAUUCUAAGCAACCAAUUGCAGCUGCGACAGGAAAUGAUGAAGGUGGAAAUAUUGCAGAUGCGGAUGCAGAUCUUCAUGCUAGGCUUGAAAAUUUACGACGUGAAUAAGAAAGUGUUAUGUAGCUGAAAUGUAUAAAAGAUGUAAAAAAAACAUUGAUGUUGUAAGCAUAAUUAAUUUUAUAAUUUGCUUUAUAUUUUAGUUGAAAGCAAACACUUUUAUUAUAGCACUUGUUUUUUAAUCACUUAUUCUUUUAAUCAAUUAAGAAUUCAUGAAUGAAUGAUAAACAAAGGCAUCUAUUUAGAUUAUGUAUUAAUCUAUAAUGUUACAUUUUUAUAAAAAAAAAAAAAAAUUUUAAUCCCUUAUGGGCGCAAAACUCAUUAUGAUUACAAUGGUUUUGAUAUUUUUCUUAUGGAUGAAUUUUCAUAACAUAUGGAAUUUGGCGAUAUUUAAAAAAAAUGUGGAGUCCGUCACGGAGCGGUUAAAAUAAUAUAGAAAGAUCUCUCUAUUAAAUUUUUUAAUGUUUCUGUGCAUAUUUUUUGCACAGUAUGAUUUUGUAAAAUGAAUAUUUCACACUUAAUGUGCUUAUCAAAUAUAUUGUUACAAAAUACUUACUUAUUAUAUUUUGAUAAUUACAUGUACAUAGGUUUUCUUGGAAAAGUUAUACGUACAUAUACAUAUAUGCUUUUAUUUUUUUAAAAUACAUUGUAUACUAUUGUAAAAGUAAAUAAGAAAUAAGUUA